This is a messenger RNA of Ectocarpus sp. CCAP 1310/34, 2218 nucleotides long. Lineage: Eukaryota; Phaeophyceae; Ectocarpales; Ectocarpaceae. The record is from the annotation of a GenBank genome assembly.
GCCUACAGAUGAGUUCAUGUUUUCACCCGCGUCAUUGCUGCCGGGUGCCCUAUCCCUCUUCGCCUUCUUUACCUCGCCCUGCUACGGCCUCCGUCCUCGAUACCUUCCCCCGCUCCCUGCAUCCCCAGGCACGCCCACUCAGCCCAUGUCCGAAACGAUGGGAAAGUCGAUCAAAUGCAAGGCGGCGGUGGCUUGGGCCGCGAACGAGCCUCUGAAGGUGGAAGAGAUCGAGGUGGCCCCUCCUCAGAAGGGCGAGGUCCGCGUCAAGGUUAUCGCCAAUGCCCUGUGCCACACGGACGUCUACACCCUCUCCGGACAGGACGCUGAGGGCAUGUUCCCCUCCAUCCUCGGACACGAGGCGGGCUGUAUCGUGGAGUCCGUCGGAGAAGGGGUCACGUCGGUCAAGCCCGGGGACAAGGUAAUCCCCUGCUACACGCCGGAGUGCAAGCAGGCCGAGUGCAUCUUCUGCCAGAGCACCAAGACGAACCUCUGCCCCACCAUCCGGGCGACGCAGGGGAAGGGCGUGAUGCCCGACGGGACCACUCGCUUCUCCAUCGACGGCAAGCCCAUCUACCACUUCAUGGGGUGCUCCACGAUGGCGGAGUACACCGUGAUCUCCGAGAUCUCAGCAGCCAAGAUCUCCGAUGACGCAGACCUAGAGAAGGUGUGCCUGUUCGGGUGCGGCGUCGCGACUGGCUUCGGCGCCGUGAUGAACACCUGCGACGUGGAGGAAGGGUCGACCGUAGCCGUCUUCGGUCUGGGGGCGGUGGGACUCGCCGCGCUACAGGCGGCAAAGGCGAGAAAAGCUUCUAGGAUUUUUGCGAUAGACACAAACCCGUCCAAGUUUGAACUGGCCAAGCAGCUCGGCGCCACGGACUGCCUCAACCCCAAGGACAGCGAAACCCCUAUUCAGCAGAUCCUCGUGAAGGAAACCAAGUGGGGCGUCGACUACACUUUCGAGGCCACUGGGAACACGGGCGUCAUGCGAGCCGCCCUUGAGGCUGCCCACAGGGGGUGGGGGGAGUCGUGCAUCAUCGGGGUGGCCGCGGCAGGGCACGAGAUCUCCACGAGGCCGUUCCAGCUCGUUACGGGAAGGAUUUGGAAGGGAACGGCCUUCGGCGGGUGGAAGUCUAGGUCGCAGGUGCCUGGGUUGGUGGAUGACUACAUCUCGGGAAAGCUGCCCAUCGAUCACUACAUAACCCACACGUUUGAGGGCGUGGACAAGACCAACGACGCCAUCGACGCCCUCCACCAUGGCGGUUGCCUCCGGGCCGUUGUCACAUACUCGCACUAAGACUCCAGUGCAGUGCAAUACCUGCGUGUAGCGUCUGUAGCGGGUGUCGGGUUGUGGUUUUCAUGUUCCACUGCUGUGCUUGGUUUUCGUUGUGUCGUAGAGAAUUAUCUCUUUGUCCCGCUUGCAUGGGUGGCGAAAUGCGCGUACAGCAGUACUGCCGUCGGUACGACAUGCCAUGCCCCACCUUUUGGCGUAGCACGUGGUAGUACGUGUUGUUCUCCUUGCGCUUGUUUCGCGGGUUUGAGUUGGUUGUGUUUCGUGGUUUUCCGUUUUGUUCUGAAUGUUGUACGCUUUUUUUCGCAUCACAAUCAAUCAAAUCAAAUAAAUAUGAUGUACGCGUGAGGUAGCCGUUUAUCACAAUCAUAAUCGAAUAAAUAUUAUGUACGUCGAGAGCAAGGGGGUGAAGGGGGGUAGAAUCCUAGAAAUAUCCUACAAGAAAGAUGUGCAUGAGAGAGACUGACUCUGCCUGCCGACAAAAACACAAGUUCUUGGAGGCUUCAUGUAUGGAGGGAAAAAGUGCCCUGGCUGGCGGGUUCGUCCUCGGACGCACCAGCCGAUGGUCGUGGGCAACAGCGAGCGCAGAGACGGAGCAUAAGCAGCACUGCUCCGUCUCCUACGCGUUGUGUUGGAACUCUCCAGCCUGAUGGACUUUCAGUUUCUCGGAAUGCAUAUUGAUUCGCUAAGAGAUACGCGGUAGGACUUGCGGUUUCGUGGCAUAGAAGCCAGGUAGCGAGGCGCAAAGGUCAGUUGUGUGGAAUUGCCUCGCUGCUGUAGUUACGUGGUAGGAUUUGCGGUUCAUGGCAUGGAAGCCAGGCAGCGAGGUAUUCUUCGCGAGAUGAUGGGCUAUUUUUUUUCUUUUUCGCCGAUCAUCGGACUCUGUCGUCUGCCCCUCUGACCCCCAUCCUCCACUUCUACCAGCUGGAC